Molecule: messenger RNA, 2568 nt
Organism: Rhipicephalus microplus (southern cattle tick)
Lineage: Eukaryota; Metazoa; Arthropoda; Arachnida; Ixodida; Ixodidae
Product: cytosolic non-specific dipeptidase-like
Biological process (GO): proteolysis
Molecular function (GO): peptidase activity
Source: RefSeq, a predicted model, not a curated record
GCCUGCAUCGGAGUCGUCAUUUUUUCGCUUUGAACAUCCUGCCCGUUCACUUCUCGCCGUAGAUCUCGACGCGGUAAGUUGCGAUGGACGAAAGCGCCAUAUCCAAGGAUCUGGCUUCGGUGUUCAGGAUAAUCGAAGAAGACAAGGAUGUUAUGUUGUCCUGGCUGAAGGAGUUGGUUGCCAUCCCUACGGUCUCUGCAGAACUGAGCCACCGCCAGGACAUCAUGCGUCUCAUAGAGCAGACACAAGAGAAGCUGAAGAAGCACGGCGUGCACGUCACCUUGGAGCCGCUGGGUGACCAGAGGCUUUCGGACGGCAGCAAGGUACCGUACCCACCUCUUCUGCUGGCCAGCACCACCCACGACGCGAAGCGGAAGACGCUGUGCGUCUACGGCCACUUAGACGUGCAGCCCGCGCGCAAGGACGACGGAUGGGAUACGGAGCCUUUCCAGCCCGUGGAGAAAGACGGCCGCCUGUACGGUCGCGGCACCGCCCACAACAAGGGUCCGCUGACCGCCUGCAUCUGGGCUCUGUGCGCCUACCUGCAGACGGCGGGAAGGCCGCCUCUCAAUGUCAGGAUGAUGAUCGACAGCAUGCAGGAGGUCGACUCGGAGGGCAUUGCCGCUUACCUCAAGUCGAGCAAGAAAAGUGAUCUUCUGGGUGGUAUCGACUACGUCUGCAUCGCGGAUGGCGUGUGGUUGCGGCCGAAGUCGCCCUGCCUCACCUACGCGCUCAGGGGUAUAUGCCAUUUCCAAGUGGAAGUGACUUGCGCCGACGCAGACCUUCAUUCUGGAAUCUUCGGUGGAACUGUCAUCGAGGCGAUGCCCGACCUGAUGUACCUGCUCAACAGCCUCACUGACGCCGAGGGGCGAAUCAAGGUGCCGGGCAUCUACGACGAAGUGCUGCCCUUGACGCACGAGGAGCGCAAGGUGUACGAGGGCGUCGAGUUCAACGUCGAAGAGUACCGAAAGGAGCUUGGUAUCGCCAGGCUCGCGACAACCGACAAGGUGGAAUUACUGAUGCGUCGGUGGCGCUAUCCUACGCUCUCCAUCCACGGUGUCGAGGGCGCCCACUGGUCGGCCGGUGACAAGGCCGUCAUUCCUGGCCGUGUGGUGGGCAAGUUCUCCAUCCGCACCGUGCCGAAUCAGAAGGUGCAGAAAGUGCGCGAGUGCGUCGAGAAACACCUGCAGGAACAGUUCAGGAAGCGGGGAAGUCCGAACCAAGUCAAAGUCAUCACGUCGCACUGUGUCGAUCCCUGGUUCACUGAUCCCAGCGGGCCGAACUUUCAAGCAGCGGAGGCCGCCGUGAAAGAUGCGUAUGGUUUGGUGCCCGACAAGACCCGUGGUGGCUUCACGGUGGGCCCAGCGAAGCUGAUACAAGAGCACGUAUGUCGUGACGUGCUCGUGAUGCCCAUCAAUCCACCCGGCUGCGGGUUUCACUCGCAGAACGAGCACAUCAGCGUCACCGAUCUCGUCGCUGGGGCGAAGCUGUUCGCUGCGUACAUGUACGAGCUGUCCAAGCUGAAGUAAUGAGACGGCCGGACGCAUGAAUGGACAAUCAUCAGGGACCCAAGCAGGCAGUGUGGUAGACUUAACACGCACUCUCCCCGGGGGUAUAAAGACAUAAUUUGAGCAGCCACUCUGUAAAUUAACUCGUUGGAUUAAGUACAGUGGUUACACCAUCUUCCCAGGAAAGGGUCUUCAGCGGAGACUGAAGGAAGGUUUCAUUUGCACUGGGCAGUUUUUUUCCCUCCUUUGUGUGUACAUAACACGCAUUCUUCGACAUCCACUGAAUGGGCACUCUUUGUGUGGCUAGGCAUCCUUUUUGAAUGACGAAAAUGUUAAUUUUAUUAUUUCUCUCGAAAUUAGGGAAACACUAUAGCUUUGACAUUUAUGAAUUUCAUGACAAAUUUAUUGCCACUAUAGAAUGCACUUCAGCGCUGAAAUUGUGGUUCUGGUAUGCAAAAAAAAAGAAAAUUACAUGCUUUCUGCACUCUUCAACAUCCGAAUGCGAAUGAAAAAUUGCCUUCUGUACUUGAUCACAAUAUUAUACUGACACGACGUGUAAGCUAAACGGCUAUUAAGUCGAUUUUUUUUUAGUUUCAGAAGUCGAGCCUCAAAAAGGAAUAUGAUAAACUACCGCUCAUCUAGGUGGCGCUCUAUUAGAAAACACUGUUUUAUCUGCCAUAAGGAGUGAGCGUUAUAAUGUUUGUCGGUGAGAAUAUGGUGUAUAGGAAUAAAACUGUCGGAGCUUCCUACUCCUCUUUUCAGAUUUUAGAGCGAAAGCUGUUACGAGAUCACAACAAGGUGCCGUAGUUGUCUGUCGCCGCCGGUGUCCGCAACCAUUAUCGCGCGAAAUGAAAAAAACAAAAAAACAAAACAAAGUUAAUGAAAACACCAAUAACACAACGAGAUUAGAACCUGGGUCUCCUGCGCAUUUGCCCAGUAUUCUAACACUGAGCAACGCCAGUUUUUUUAUUCUUUGUCGCACUGUAAACUCACCCUAAACAGGCUUCAUGUUGGGAAAGGAAUCUCGUGUGUAAUAAAGUGCUUCAUAACAUCAUAGGAA